AUGGCGACAUCCUCAUUUCGCAGAACGCUUACAACAAUAAAACCAAAUUCAUUCCCUUACUCCUUAUUCUCCGCAUCCUUCUCCAAAACUUUAAAUCCUCCCUAUUCUUCAUUUAGAGCAGCUCAAUCAAUCAUUGUAUCAGUUUCAGACCCCAACAAAAUCGCGGAUGUCAUUUUAUCUCAAUCUUCUUACCCUGCUUUCACACGUUACCGACCCAUUUACCCAUAUGCCGUGCGCAAACUUGCUCGUGCCAAUCGUUGUGACCUUGUGGAGCGCAUUGUAGAGGAUCAUCUUUCCAAAAAUAAAGUUUCUGCGGGUUUCUUCAUCCGGUUCAUUAUGCUUUACUCUGAAGCUGGUAUGGUUGAUCACGCUCUUCGUUUGUUUUAUGAUUUUUCGCCUAAAUUUCAAUCUAGUGAAAAACCCUUUUGUGCAAUUCUUACUACUCUGCUAAAUAAUUCCAAAUUUGAAACAUUUCAUGAGGUUUUUGGUAAUGCCGACAAGGUUAUGUCAAUUUCACCUAGUGUUAAGGUGUUUAAUAUGAAAUUAAGGGCUUAUUGCGAGGAGGGGAAAGUGGGUUUAGCUGAGGAAUUGUUGAAAAAGAAAAUGGAGAAGGACUUUGGAGUGUUGCCAGAUAUUUGUUCUUACAAUGUGUUGUUAGAAGCUUACUUGAAAAGGAAAGAUUGGGUAAAGUUUGAUGAUUUGAAGAAUGUGGUUAUAAAGAGGGGUUUGGAGGGCAAUGUAACUACUUAUAAGCAUAUGAUUGUGAGGUUAUGUAAGAAUAAAGAGUGUGAUGGAGCCAGUAAGUUGUUGGAUGAGAUGGUGGAUAAAGGUGUUGCACCAAAUGCAGCUUGCUAUAAUUGGAUUAUAUAUGGGUUUUGUAGGAUAGGGGAUUUUGUGUCAGCGAAAAUUGUUUUGGAAAGGAUGAUAAAAGACGGGUAUGUUGCACCGUCUUCCUUGACGUAUUACACUCUUUUUAGACAUAUGGUGCAAGAAGGAGAGUUCCUCUCCGCAUUGGUUAUGUGCAAGAUAAUUCUUAAGAGAAAUUGGGUGCCUCCUUUUGAGGCUAUGGAAGGCCUAGUCAAGGGCUUACUUGAGAUUUCAAUGAAAAAAGAGGCAUGUAAGGUGGUUAAGAAGAUGAAGAAAAGGCUGCAGGGUCCUGCUUUGGAUUCGUGGGUAAAGAUUGAAGCUGCUCUUCCCUGCUGUUGCUUUAUCUAUCCUAAUUGGGCUUUGGGAUAUUUUACUUUGGCUCUUUUUCUUGAUUAUCUAGUGUUAUUGGGCGUCUUCUCUGAAGAUGACUUGUUGUCUUUUAACUGUUCUAUAAAGGUAUUAUCUGCUGUCCCUCGGAUAAACUUUAAGUUGCUUGAGCUCCAACCUUCUAUAUUUGUUACUGGUUCGUUAAUGCUUCGUCUUUGCACAUGCCCUAACCUUCUUCAACUAUUCGCUUUCAUAUAUUCCUCAAUAAUUGCAACUCCUAAACCAUUUCUUAUACCUUCGUUUCAAAUUAUAUCCCUCAAGCUUGUUGAUGAGCAUAGCAGUGCAGAAUACUGUGCAUCCAGCUAA
Molecule: messenger RNA, 1560 nt
Organism: Amaranthus tricolor (Joseph's coat)
Lineage: Eukaryota; Viridiplantae; Streptophyta; Magnoliopsida; Caryophyllales; Amaranthaceae
Product: pentatricopeptide repeat-containing protein At1g61870, mitochondrial-like
Exons: 6
Coding region: 1-1560 (519 amino acids)
Molecular function (GO): protein binding
Source: RefSeq, a predicted model, not a curated record